CUGCGCAGUGGCGAUCUUGUGUGGCGGUAUUCCCGCCAAUUCUUGGGUUACUCGUUUGGGUCCAGAUCAGUUGACUAUGGAGUCGUUUGAUCCUGCCGAGCUGCCGGAGCUACUCAAACUUUAUUACCGGAGGCUCUUUCCCUACGCCCAAUACUAUCGCUGGCUCAACUAUGGCGGAGUGGUAAAGAAUUACUUUCAACACCGUGAAUUUUCAUUCACACUGAAAGAUGAUAUUUACAUCCGUUACCAGUCCUUCAGUAACCAGAAUGAACUGGAGAAGGAGAUGCAGAAAAUGAAUCCGUACAAGAUUGAUAUAGGCGCUGUAUAUUCCCACAGACCUAAUCAACACAAUACAGUGAAGCUGGGAGCCUUCCAGGCUCAGGAAAAAGAACUGGUGUUUGACAUUGACAUGACAGACUAUGAUGAUGUGAGAAGAUGCUGUAGUUCUGCAGACAUAUGUUCUAAGUGUUGGACCCUCAUGACUAUGGCCAUACGCAUCAUCGACCGAGCCUUGAAGGAGGACUUUGGAUUUAAGCAUCGUCUUUGGGUAUACUCUGGAAGGAGAGGUGUUCAUUGUUGGGUGUGUGAUGAAUCCGUUAGGAAAUUUUCCUCUGCAGUACGUUCUGGGAUAGUUGAGUAUUUGAGUGUGGUAAAGGGAGGACAAGAUGUUAAAAAGAAAGUUCAUCUAAGUGAAAAAGUUCACCCUUUUGUCAGAAAAUCUAUAAACAUAAUUAAAAAAUACUUUGAAGAAUAUGCCUUGGUUGAUCAAAAUAUUCUUGAAAACAAAGAAAGCUGGGAUAAAGUUCUAGCCCUUGUUCCUGAGACAAUUCAUGAUGAACUUCAAAGAGAGUUCCAGAGGUCUCACAGUUCAAUUCAGCGCUGGGAUCAGUUAAAGAAAAUAGUCAGUACAUCUCAGAGUAGCAAAUGUGGAUCCUUGCUGGAGUGGGAGAUUAUGCUGCAAUAUUGUUUUCCACGGCUGGAUAUCAAUGUUAGCAAAGGAAUCAAUCAUUUACUGAAGAGUCCUUUUAGUGUUCAUCCUAAAACAGGUCGCAUUUCUGUGCCUAUUGAUUUACAGAAAGUAGAUCAGUUUGAUCCAUUUACUGUUCCAACUAUAAGCUCUAUCUGCCAUGAGUUGGAUGUCAUUUUCACUAAUGAAAAGGAAAAGGGGGAAGGUGAAGCUGAGUCUGAUACCAAACAUAGAAUCAGAAAUUAUAAGAAGACCAGUCUAGCACCUUAUGUCAAAAUAUUCGAACAAUUUCUUGAAAACCUGGAUAAAUCUCGGAAAGGAGAACUUCUCAAGAAGAGUGACUUACAAAGAGAUUUCUGAAAACAACUCCCCUCAGACAAAUGUGGAUAUCUUCUACCUUCAACCAAGGAUCAGAUAUUUCGAGAGCUAUUUAAUGUGGCAGAGCUGUCUAUGGUUCUAAAGACUCAAAAUAGAAUUCUCCUUUCUUGAGAAAUAA
Perognathus longimembris pacificus (Pacific pocket mouse) is the source of this 1463-nucleotide messenger RNA. It is a transcript of the gene Prim1, whose product is annotated as DNA primase subunit 1. Gene Ontology annotation, biological process: DNA replication, synthesis of primer. NCBI's taxonomy places the organism in Eukaryota, Metazoa, Chordata, Mammalia, Rodentia, Heteromyidae. The coding region runs from base 77 to 1327 and encodes 416 amino acids. The transcript is spliced from 13 exons. The record is from RefSeq and is a predicted model, not a curated record. Gene Ontology annotation, cellular component: alpha DNA polymerase:primase complex.